UCAGAGGAACAAGGUGACGCCCAUCCCUCCCAUUACAGAGUAUCCAAACUACCCGACUCUAUUUUUUUAAAUUUCAUUUUCAAGGCAGAGGCUUUGAAGGACGUCCAUGAACCCUGCGGACAGUUAGUGAGUAAAUUGCUCUGGAUGAUCCCUUUGAAAAAGGCUAAAGAUCUGAGAUCCGAGAUCAGGAGUAGAUGUCUCGUUCAUUUCUCUUCGUUUCUCUUCAGUCCUGGAAUGCUGCUCAAAACAGAAUGGGAAUAAUGGACCUGAAGAGGCUUCAAAUUGACGGCACAGAAGAGAGAUUCACGCCAAGGCACUUAGCAUCGAGUAAAAUUGACUGUUCUUAAUGCAGCAGCUGCGGCAGCAGCCCAGCAGAUGCCUGCGCCCUUAACCUUGGAGAGCGACGGAUGUUCUGCGAGGUUGCCUGGUUUCACACGAUCAAUACCAACUAAUGAUCGAGUGAAGCAGGUGAAUCAGGUGAGGAUUCGGGGGAGAUUUCUGAGCACCUGAGCGUCUGAGAUGUGAUCCAUGAAGGGUCUUAACGGUCUUCCUUACUGACUGAAAUGGAAAGUUCUAGAUCUUCUGGAAAGGCGAAACUGAACGACCUACACUUCAGGAAGAACCGUUUGCUUCUUUCCUUUCUUUCUUUCAUUUUUAAAAACUUUUUCUAGGUUGGAAAUUGUAGAAAGCAACAGCAGGAAUGGCUAAGCUGAAUCUGCUGAAUCUGUCUUUUGUUGAGAGGCACUGAAGUCCCGAGACAAAGACUCAGAAAAGGAAAAGGAACAAACAGGUGUUGAGACGGAGUGUGACAGCAUCCCCUUUCCCCCAAAAGGCAGAUGAUGCAUCUCUUGGCUGCUAAACGCCAGAAAACAGAGUGCAAUUACCAUUAUGUUAGUGUCGAGCCUCCAAUUAGCGCUGCAGUAUGUGGUGGUGGUAGGGGUGGUGGUGGUAGGGGGGUGAUAAGACUUUAAAAGGGCUAGUCAUUAACGCUCAGCUCUAGCGGCGGGAGGUGCGUCAGCCCCGGCGAGAGAAUGCCACUCUGCCGUCCCUCAUAGCCAUCAUCAUCAUCAUCAUCAACAGGCUUUCAGUACACAUUAGCAGGAUUAGCAUCAGCACAUUGUGCUAAUGGAUGACUUGGGGAAGGAAUGUAACGGCAGUCAUGGCCCGGUAACGAGGAUAGAAUGGGGCGUGCAGCAGGCGGUGGUGCCUGUUUUGGACACUUUGAUCAUAGGAAUUGGACUACUGGGACACACUCUAGUCAUCUUCAUUCUGGCAGGUAGGAGGCGCAAGAGAGGGUCACGGUUUCUUCAUGGGACUGAUACGCUGCUUCUGGCCUUAAGUGCCUCGGAUAUUCUGCUGCUAGUCACUUUACCCUUCCACACGGCAGCUAUUGCCCUGGGCAAUUGGCCCUUUGGUUGUUUCCUUUGCAAGGCCAUCAGCUUCCUAGGAGUAGCCUGUAAUACUGUUAGCGCAUUCACGCUAGCUGCGCUGGCAGUAACUCGCUAUCUAACGGUGGUACAUCCAACCUGGGCGUACCGCACCAGCAUGCAGCGCUGGCUUCAGUUCUUCGCAGUUCUUCUUUGGGUACCGGCCGUCGGCUUGGCCGCUCCACAGUUCGCUUUCCGCAUCGUGGGCAGCUCCACUGUAGUAACGCACUGCUUCGUCUUCCUAUCAGACAUCAGCCAGCUCGUCUAUAGCAUCGCCCUUUUCUCCUUCGGCUUCGCCCUGCCUCUAGUCGUCAUCAUCCUCAUGUACGCCAAACUCUAUCAAUUCCUCCGCAAGACUCGCAGACAAGGCCGAGCUCCACAGCUGGAACGCUACCAGAAGCAAGUCACCCAAACCACGGCUCUACUGGUCGUAGUCUUCACAGUCUGCUGGAUGCCUUCCUACAUCCUCAUGUUCUCCCGGGUGGGUCAGAGCGUGGGAAGCACCACAACUGAAUUUCGAUCUCUAGCUCUUUUCACACGCUUGCUGGCCACCUCCUCGUCCGUGAUCAACCCCCUGCUCUACGCCUUUGUGUCACGCAAGUUCCGCAAAGACCUCAUGGCCAUCAGAAGAAGGAGGGUACACUGCAGAUACUGCGCAAUUCCACACUGGAUCAAGUGUUGCUCAGGUGGAGGCAAGGACAUGGUACAGCCCUUCAACCCAGCAGAGCUGGAAACCUCAUGAUGAACAGUAAAUAAUGGACAAUAAAUAAAGGAAGAUCCGCCAGAAGAACAUCCAACUGGAUUUAAGCAAUAGAUAACAUGGUGACUUUUGUUUGUUUGUUUGUUUGGGUUUUGUGCCAUAUCAGCAACAUACUGGCUAUUGUAUGGCAUCGACAAUGUCCAUUACUUGAGCAUCACAGACUUAAAUCAGUGUCUUUAUAUGAAGGACUUCCAGAAAAUUAAGUAUUUUAGCUUGUGGACAGUCCUGAGUCUUGAUAUGUAGAGCUGUAAACUGAAAAUAUGAUACAUAUCAAAAUAUAGGGGUUGUGAUUCUAUUAAAGCUGCAUGAUUUGGGCAAAAUAUGUAAUUGCCCAUAUAAUUUUUCCACAGAAUAUUGGGAUUGCGGUUCAAAUUGUGAUUAUU
Astyanax mexicanus (Mexican tetra) is the source of this 2570-nucleotide messenger RNA. RefSeq names its product delta-type opioid receptor-like. Gene Ontology annotation, cellular component: membrane. The coding region runs from base 1126 to 2169 and encodes 347 amino acids. The transcript has a single exon. NCBI's taxonomy places the organism in Eukaryota, Metazoa, Chordata, Actinopteri, Characiformes, Acestrorhamphidae. Gene Ontology annotation, biological process: G protein-coupled receptor signaling pathway; immune response. The record is from RefSeq and is a predicted model, not a curated record. Gene Ontology annotation, molecular function: G protein-coupled receptor activity.